AUGCCGGCAGCGGGAGGAGCGCCAGUGGCCAACGAUGCUGCAUCCGGCGCCGUGAUGUUUCCCGGAGAGACAGAGUGGGGAGAUGGGCUCGGCGGCGGUGAGCGGCAUACUCGGAGCGCCUCCAUCAGGAGCAGCACCGCCGCCAGCUCCAGCAUCGGCGCCAGCUCCAGCAUCGGCGCCAGCUCCAGCAUCGGCGCUAGCUCCAGCACUGUCGCCAGCUCCAGCACCGGCAGCAGCAAUGCCGGCAGCGGGAGGAGCGCCAGUGGCCAACGAUGCUGCAUCCGGCGCCGUGAUGUUUCCCGGAGAGACAGAGUGGGGAGAUGGGCUCGGCGGCGUUCUCUUUGGUACGCCGGCACAGAACAAGGGCAAGAGGAAGAAAGGGAAGCUGGAGUUAGAGCCGCCGAACUUCCCGAUCCCCGAGCUUGGUGGUGGAAGCCAAAGGAAGCGCUACCCUCUGAAGGAAGGUGGAUGAGGAUCCUGAAGAUUCCCGACAAGGCGACGUUGGCGGCGUGGGUCAAAUACGUCGCCAAGUACGAGGCCGCGCUGGCGGAAGCGGACACGUUCAAGGGAGGAGCGAAGCGCAAGAAUGGAGCCAACAACCGCUUGUCGCUGAACGUCGGACGGAUCAGGACGCACACGGCGGCCGAGCGUGAGGUCCUGGACUGGAUCAACGAGCUGCGUUCUGACGGCAUGAAGGUGGAUGAGGUGAGGUACUCACAGAGGAAGAUCAAGGGGGCGCGAGGGCCGAACGGGACUAUUGGGAUAACCUAUGCGACCAGGAUCCUGAAGAUUCCCGACAAGGCGACGUUGGCGGCGUGGGUCAAAUACGUCGCCAAGUACGAGGCCGCGCUGGCGGAAGCGGACACGUUCAAGGGAGGAGCGAAGCGCAAGAAUGGAGCCAACAACCGCUUGUCGCUGAACGUCGGACGGAUCAGGACGCACACGGCGGCCGAGCGUGAGGUCCUGGACUGGAUCAACGAGCUGCGUUCUGACGGCAUGUCCGUCCGUGUUUCGACGAAGAUGAUGAAGAACAAGGACGUUGAACUCAAUCCGAACUUCUUCGGGGAGAGGCCGGCGCCAUCCGAUCUUCAGGCUCCCUCAAGCGAUCAAGGAGUGCAGGAGGCUGAAGCCACGGACGAGAAGGAGAUUGCCGUCAAAACCGGCGGCAAGGAGAAGAUGUGCAUCACUUCGGUCCAGACGGUGUUCGCCGACGGCAGCAAGCUGCCUCCCCUCCUCAUCUUCAAGGGCCAGCCCACUCCGAAGGGAAAGUCCCCCGCCGCCAACAGCAUCGAGCGCGAGUUCAAGAACUACAAGGACAGGAAAGGCUGCGUACCCGCGAGGCAUGGCCUACGCCGUGGACCCCAAGGGAUGGCCCUCCCAGCGGGUGUUCGACGACGGGUGGGUGCCGCAGGCGAUGGAGGAGUCCAACACGACGCUGUUCUCCAUCCCGGGAGGCCUGACUCCAAAGCUCCAGCUGUGCGAUGGCCUGGUCAACAAGAUCUUCAAGGCAAGUCCAGGCUCUACGACGACCACAUGGCUUCCAAGGACGUCACGCGCAACGACCGCGGCUACCCGGAGCCCCCUUCGCGGGGUUUGGUCGCACAGUGGGUCAAGAAGGCGUGGGAUGCCUUGACCGUAGAUGAAAUCCGCUCGAGCUGGAGAAAGGCUGGCCUGCUGCUGCCCUUCGACGGGUCGGAAGGCGAGGCCUGGGCCAACAAGGAGCUCGGUACCAACGCCAAGGGGGAGCCCAUCGGCGCGCCAUCGGACGCUGCGGACAAGGCUGACUCGUCGUCCGGAGGCGAGAACUUGCUGGAGGUGUCGGACAUCGAAGAUGAUGACGACACGGGCGUGGUGGUGGUGGGCGCUGGCCUGCUGCUGCCCUUCGACGGGUCGGAAGGCGAGGCCUGGGCCAACAAGGAGCUCGGUACCAACGCCAAGGGGGAGCCCAUCGGCGCGCCAUCGGACGCUGCGGACAAGGCUGACUCGUCGUCCGGAGGCGAGAACUUGCUGGAGGUGUCGGACAUCGAAGAUGAUGACGACACGGGCGUGGUGGUGGUGGGCGUGAGCGACGACGAGGGCGCGGAGCUGUGAGGCAUCGGCAGCGAUGCCGGUGUUGAGAAAAUGGCUUGUGGUGUCCUUUUCAUGUAUCCUCGGGUUUUUCCUGACGUGUUUUUCUGUUCCUUCCGUCGUCUUUGAGCGGGUGUGAAGAAACUGUCGGCUUUUUUCUUCGCCGCGUGGAGUGCAACGUUGUUGCGUCUCGUAUUCAGUGUAGAUUUGCGGCUUGUGGUCGUUGAUUCUGGUUCGUGGUGUCUUUUGGUCGUACCCAAAGCAAGGCAAGCAGCAACGUUUUUGUGAGGGGGGCAGGAAGGGUGGCGCAGUCUGUGGCCAUCGCCAAUCAUCGUAUCGGUCGAGUUACCUUCGAUUUUUAAUUUUUUUCUUGCUCGAUUCAAGCCCGUAUUUUGUUUCAAACUUUUUGUGGUGAUGAAGAGGUUGAGUUGUCGCCGAGGUCAUGUGCUCAAGAGUUUCGUCACCUCAGUUGAGCCCCCUUGUCUUUGUUUUUCCACGCCCCUUUAGUAAGGUCCCUACACUGCACGUGCAUACCUGACCUGGCCCCUACGGUGUUUUCUAUGACAAGGAACAUUGUUGCAAAAAAAAAAUGCAUACCCGGGGACAAAAUUGCCAUAUCCCCGGUUCCGCGGCAAAAUCAAGGUAUCGCCCCCCCCCCCCCCCCCCCCCCCCCCCCNAAGAGCUGAACUAACCGACCUUUUAUUUUCCCAUACCGUAACAUAAACCUGACGAGCCAGACAUGGAAAAACUGAACUAACCGACUUUUUAUUUUUCCCAUACCAUAACACAAACCCGCCAAGCCAGACAUGAAAGAGCUGAACUAACCGACCUUUUAUUUUCCCAUACUGUGACAUAAACCUGAUAAGCUAGACACGGAAAAACUGAAUUAACCGACUUUUUAUUUUCCCAUACCGUAACACAAACCCUCCAAGCCAGACAUGAAAGAGCUGAACCAACCGACCUUUUAUUUUCCCAUGAAGUAACACAAACAUGACAAGCCAGAUAUGAAAUAACUGAAUUAAACGAAAUACAUUUCCAGACGCUUACCAUUUUUUUUUUUUUCACAGUUGAAAACGCAAAAGUAAGCAAGAGUAGAAGGUUAUUGGCCACCUUACACACCAACACAAAAACGGAAACGAAGCAUCAAUAUAGACACAGCAAUCCUUUUGGUCAACUGUGCGAUGCACAUGAAGGUUGGGGACUCGUGGUGAGAUAACCGUAAAACAUUACCGGUUCCCAUGGGGCGGUGGGAUCCUGGUCAGACACUAUCCUGAAUUCUCCCCAAGGAGAGGGGUGGAUAAUGCAAGACAAAAUGUCAGACCUAAUAUACUCAAGAACCUUGCUUUCAAAUGACCGACCAAAUGACCCAAACGAGAAGGAGCACCAAGCGGUACGUAGAUAUCUUGAAGCUUGAAGGAUAGACGCCGGUACAAAGUGUGGGGGGAUUGUUGGUCAAGCUUUCGGCAGCGAAGGUCUACUCGGGAGCGUUAGUGGGGUAGCUACCCAUGGUGUGUACCGUACAAACGUUGAUGACCGUAACUCAUUUAUCAACCCUGGGUCGACUUAGACCGCCGUCAGGGAAGAUAGUGCUAUCUGGCGUCUACGAGGAGGAGAUUUCAAUGUUUGUAUGUCAUAAAAAUCAAGGAAGUGACGGACAUCCCGAUGUGUGAGUGAGACCUUCUGUUAUGCAAGCCACCCUUGAACCCUACAUGGGGAAAAUGACCUCCCCGGAGGAAAGUACCCAGUACAGCAGAUGGGGCAAGUAGAGAGAAGAUACGGUCGUGGGACGCUUGGGUUGGUUACCAUGCAGAUCGCCUGGCACAAACUU
This is a messenger RNA of Ectocarpus sp. CCAP 1310/34, 3895 nucleotides long. Lineage: Eukaryota; Phaeophyceae; Ectocarpales; Ectocarpaceae. The record is from the annotation of a GenBank genome assembly.